Melampsora larici-populina 98AG31 is the source of this 3138-nucleotide messenger RNA. RefSeq lists its product as uncharacterized. Lineage: Eukaryota; Fungi; Basidiomycota; Pucciniomycetes; Pucciniales; Melampsoraceae. The record is from RefSeq and is a predicted model, not a curated record. The coding region runs from base 1 to 3138 and encodes 1045 amino acids. The transcript has 9 exons.
AUGACUCACAGCGAUAUGUCCGAUCACGAAUCCAACGGAUCAGUCCAUGAAUACGACGACUACGCUGACGAUGGCUCUGACGCUGGAUCUGUCGCCUACUCUGUCGGCUACGACACAGAUGAGCAACUACGGGACUUCAGCCACUUCCCGGACGAGUCACGUUCUGAGAUUCUGGACAACAACGACGACGAACUCGACGAGGAUGAUCACAAUCCUCGCGAGGAAGACCACAGUGGAUCCGCUCAGCUCCCAGUCCAAGAAAAGUCGAAGGUAGUUGCCAAGAAGAAGGGCAAGAAGACCUUUGGCCUUCCACUCGACCGAGCAUCCUUUGAAACCUUCAUAGAUCAUAACACGACUCUAGACGACGAAGGGUACCCAAAGCUCCCCAACGGCAAGACGGUCUUUGUUAGGCAUCCGGGCCAGACGCUCACCAACUGGGGCACCUUUGCUUUCACUUACAAAACUUCCGGUGGUGGGUUUCAGGAAAAACGACCUGACUGGCGAACCGUCCGGUUUGCUUGUCUUGGUGUGGUUAUCUGUUCCAAUGCGGAAUGUGAUUACCUUGGCUCACCACCUACUGCCCGCGGAAAAAUAGCUGAAAUGAAAGACACGCCUAUCAAAUGCCCGGCGGCUCUAUGCUCUGAGUACCUGCGUCACAUCCCAUGUGAAGACACGAUAUGUCGGCUGGAUGAGCACCUCCCAACCGGUUGGGGUAUCAUCAGACACGCUGGUUUCCACGUUCAUCCAUGGCCACGUCGUGGCAAGCCUGAUAAGUUAUCCAUCAGCAAGUUUGGCGAAAGGGUUGUCAACAACCCUUCUGUCGGGCCGUUGCAACACAAGGUCGGUCGGGCUCCAGCAGGAAAGCAAGAAAUCAAGACAGCUUCCGCUAUCCAUCCGGCUUUUGGAAAUUUGCAUCGGACCGGCUACUACCGUCGCAAGCUAUUGGUGGACGCAGGUGUCAUUCCAGAGAAAAAAAUUCCCGGCUCAGGCGACAGUUUUAUCUUGGACAUGAUCCACUGGGCCAAACUUGGCUUGAGGAUGAUUUCCUCAUCUUUCUUGCCUGAGAAUACCCAUAUGACCUUUCAAACCCCGUGGAUGGCCGAGCAAUUCCUAGCACGAGAGGAAGAUGGUGGCGUCUACAGCGGGGGACUUUUAUCCGACGUGACCUACAAAUUUUUCGCUAAUGGCUACCUCAUGACGACUUCUAUGUACCAAUCUGUCAUUCACCGGUGGAUUCCGAUUCAGCUCACCUGGCUAUACGGUCUCUCGGAAGAGCACUACGUGGCUCAUUUCCAGGCGCUGAUGAAGCAAAUCAAGGACGCCCAACUGUUACCCGCUGAACGAGACAUACUUGUCAGACAAGUCGUGGAUUUUUCUGCUGCACAGAAAAACGGUUUCAUAAGAGCUUACAUGGACGUUUUUGAUGUAACCGAUAGGGCCCAAGCGUUAGGCAAACUUCGUGGUUGUCAAGAACACUUCCGUGCUUCAGUCACACGGAUACGGCGUAAUCUCAAUGUCAUCCCUAGGCACCAGCAAGGCGAGUUCCAAAGGCUUACGGAGGCUCUCUUGGUCAAGGACGAGGCCGGCAAGGCCACGUACGAGGAGAAUAUCGCUACCUUGAGACGCCUAUUCCCCAAAGCCAAGCGUUGGCUUGAUUGGUGGCAAGCUUCAGAUACCGAGGCCAUGCUUUUCCGGUCGAGGCAGAAGCAGAUUGACGAUGACGGACUGUGUGACGACCUUCCUGAAACAACCAAUGCUCAAGAGUCAAUGCACCGCGUGUAUUACAUGAUUUCGGAAGGUAAUUGUACCGUCCAGGUGGGCUUGGUGCAGCUCUAUGCUCUAGUCUCCAGCCUUCAAAGGGACCACGCCGAUCUACUUCGAGGUGUGUCCAUCGAAUACGGUUGCAACAAAAACUACGAGAAAGUCGCGGAGACCUUGGGAUGGUCCAAAAAGAACCGAAAUCGCAAGGACAAGCGCAACGACGGCCGCGCUCCCGACACCACCGACGCUCUUCUAGGUUCCAAAUCCAAAAAGCUCGGUAGACCCGUUGGUGCAAUCAAUAUCGAUCGAAACCCCGUCACCACCUUCCAGGGCUUCUUUGCGUCGACCACCGCUGGCCGCCGUAACCGCUGCUGGCUCGAUUCGAUUGCAGAGUGCUUGCAUGCACUCUGCACUCCUCUAUGGUUCCACGCCUCCAAAGGCAAGACCAAUCACAUCUAUACGAAGGUCAUGAAGGUUCUGUCCUCGCGCGCCACUUGGGAGAUGUCACAGAAAGGUAACAUUAGGAGCAUCUUAUCUUUAGGACAGAACACAAUCCACGCCGCCGCUCAAGCCAUUUCAGACAGUUUCCCCACCGACCAAUUUGCCUCUGCUGACACCUUCUUCGAGUUGAUUUUCGACGCAAGAGAUAACAGCAAGUCUGUUCCAGCUCCCGCGAGGUCUUUAUUCCGUCUCCACCGUCUCCGCAAACUGGUUUGCUCUCGCGAUUCUUCCCAUCGCAUUAACGAAACAAUUCCCACGAAUACUAUCAACCUCUGUCCUCAAGACUUUCAAGGGCAAUUGACUUAUGCCCAUACAUCCGAUUUGAUCGCUCAAUGGACCUCUCCAGCUGGAAUCCGCGGAGUUUCUAACCGACACUGUCAAGCCUGCAAGAAAUUGGACGAGGGCUCACCUCCAUUUAUUCUUGAUAUCAGACUCAAAGAGACCCGAAAUGGUUUUUGGGCAGGUGGACACUUUUGGUGUCAAGUGGUACGUACGGUUGGAGGCCUUACCGGGGUAUGGCACCACAACGAUUUGCAGAAUGCAGGUAUUGCAACAUUGAGCAGUCGGGACCUGGAAAGUAUUGGUGGAGCUAUGGCGAGUACAAGCUGGGCAAUGUACUCCCGAGAACCUACGACUGACGAAGCCGUGAUUAUCGAGGCUGCCAAUGCAAAGAUCAUGAAGACCAAUGCUGAUAUCAAUGGCAAUAUCCCGUUCUCUCAAACUAUGAAGUCACGAAAGAACAAAGGCGAAGACGCUCUCACGGCGGCUGAGAAGGCGCUAGAUGAUUCAACUGCUUCAGACCAAUCCGAAGCCGACCAAGAUGUGAAAGCUGGUCUUUCUCAUCCGCCAAACCAGAGGCCGCCAUGGAAAGUAUGA